This is a messenger RNA of Fragaria vesca subsp. vesca, 917 nucleotides long. Its product is annotated as histidine-containing phosphotransfer protein 1-like. Gene Ontology annotation, cellular component: cytoplasm; nucleus. Gene Ontology annotation, molecular function: histidine phosphotransfer kinase activity; protein histidine kinase binding. The record is from RefSeq and is a predicted model, not a curated record. Bases 1 to 465 code for a protein of 154 amino acids. Lineage: Eukaryota; Viridiplantae; Streptophyta; Magnoliopsida; Rosales; Rosaceae. Gene Ontology annotation, biological process: phosphorylation; cytokinin-activated signaling pathway; phosphorelay signal transduction system. The transcript is spliced from 6 exons.
AUGGAUGUGGGUCAGAUGCAGAGACAGUGGGUUGACUACAUUAAGUCCUUGUUUCUGGAGGGGUUUUUGGAUGGGCAGUUUUUGCACCUUCAGAAGCUUCAAGAUGAGAGCACCCCAGAUUUUGUUGUGGAAGUGGUGUCUAUUUUCUUUGAUGAAACUGAGAAGCUUCUCAAUGAUGUCACCACAGCUUUAGAGCAGCCAAGUGUAGACUUCAGGAUUAUUGGUGGCCAUGUUUACCGGUUUAAGGGUAGCAGCUCCAGUGUUGGUGCACAAAGAGUUAAAGAUGGCUGCAUUGCUUUCCGCAACUACUGCGAAGAAGAGAACAUUGAAGGGUGCAUCGGAUGUCUUCAAGAAUUAAAGCAAGAGUACUACCUUGUGAAGGACAAGCUCCAAACUCUCUUCGCAAUGGAGCAACAAAUUGUGGCAGCUGGUGGGUCAAUUCCUAUGUUGAAAUUAGAUAUCUAAGGCCACAAACUCCUACUCUCCAAAUUGAUUGAAGUUCUCUCUUUCACUUGAAUUAUGCUUGUAUGAAUUUUGUGGAAAGGAGUUAUCUGUCUGCUACAACUUCUUAAGGAACCUUCAAGGGUGGUCUAAUAACCUUGUUAUCUUUGGAACUUAUGCAUUUCCUUUUAUUUGCGUUUUAUUCAUUGGAACAUUUUUCCUAGCUGCUCAUUUACUAUAUCCAUUCAGAAUCGGUUUAUGAUUGAAGUUCGAAGUGGACAACUCAAUUCUGGUUUUGCAUAUGACAUUAGGAUGGUUUAGAUUAUGUGAAAUCUGUAGUAGUUUAGCAGUCUGCAGUUUUUACUUUGUGGAACCUCCAAGUCCUACAGGAAUAGCCUGUCUAUAUCUGCAUCCUCCUGCUGUUGUAGUUCCCUGAUAUUCAAUUCUGAACUAUAUUAGUAAAUUUUCAUCUGAUC